CGCCCGGCUCCCUCUGCCCUGCGCGGCGCCAUGGACGACCUGCGGGUGCUGUGGAUGCGCGACCGCGUGUAUGCGGCUUUCGGCAUCACCGACCCCCAGCUUUUCGAGGACCUGCUCAACCGCGACGACGGCCAGGGCGAGGACCUCAUCUUGCACUUCCUCAACCAGGCGAGCGAGGAGGAGGGCCCCUCGGCGCUCUUCAUCUACCGCACGAUGGCGCCGGAGGAGGUGGAGGUGGAGAUUGAUGAGAUACCGGUCCUGUCUGAAGAGGAAGAGGAAGAAGAGACUUAUUCUCAAAAAGUGGAGUCCGUGGAUAAAGUGCAAGCUAAGCAUGUGUCACUGAGAACCGAAUCUCUAGGCCAACCUCUAAUCAACAUAGAGGAUGAAGAAACAGACAAAGAGAUUUCAGAAAAACUCCCUUCCAAAAGAACUGCGAAGCACAUCAUGGAAAAGAUGCAUCUCCACAUGCUCUGUACCCCUCUUCCCGAGGAGUUCCUGGACCAAAACGCGGUGUUUUUCCUCAGAAAUACCAAAGAGGCAAUCUCUGAAGCUACCGACAUGAAGGAAGCUGUGGAAAUUAUGCCGGAAACACUGGAGUAUGGAAUUAUAAACGCUAAUGUGCUCCAUUUUCUGAAGGCUAUUAUAUGUCAGGUUUUUUUGCCAGCAUUGUCCUUCAAUCAGCACAGGACGAGUACAACCGUGGGGGUCACAUCUGGAGAAGGCUCUAAUUCCUCUGAGUACGAAUCAGACCUGCCGCCCACGCCUGGGGAGGCAGUAGAAUAUCACAGUAUUCAAUUAAUACGGGAUGAAUUUUUAAUGAACAUGCAGAAAUUUGCAAGUAAUAUUCAAAGAACCAUGCAGCAACUUGAAGGUGAGAUCAAGUUAGAAAUGCCAACCAUCAGUGUGGAGGGAGAGGUGUCUGACCUGGCAGCUGACCCGGAAACCGUUGACAUCUUGGAGCAGUGUGUGAUAAACUGGCUGAAUCAGAUAUCCACAGCGGUUGAGGGCCAACUGAAGAAGACACCUCAGGGUAAAGGCCCUCUGGCUGAAAUUGAAUUCUGGAGGGAAAGAAAUGCAACCUUAAGUGCACUGCAUGAACAAACAAAGCUUCCAAUAGUCAGAAAAGUCUUGGAUGUGAUCAAGGAAUCCGACUCCAUGCUUGUGGCUAAUCUGCAGCCAGUGUUCACCGAGUUAUUCAAGCUCCACACGGAGGCCUCAGACAAUGUGCGCUUUCUCUCCACCGUGGAGCGUUAUUUCAAGAACAUAACGCACGGCUCUGGCUUCCACGUGGUCCUGGACACCAUCCCCGCCAUGAUGAGUGCCCUACGGAUGGUGUGGAUCAUCUCCCGACACUACAACAAAGACGAGAGGAUGAUUCCGCUCAUGGAGCGCAUCGCCUGGGAAAUCGCCGAGAGAGUCUGCCGAGUGGUCAACCUGCGGACUUUGUUCAAAGAAAAUCGAGCGAGUGCCCAAAACAAAACCUUGGCAGCCAGGAACACCCUCAGGCUGUGGAAAAAGGCCUAUUUUGACACCCGGGCCAAGAUAGAGGCUUCGGGGAGAGAAGCUCGGUGGGAGUUUGACCGGAAGCGGCUGUUCCAGAGGACGGAUUACAUGGCCACCAUCUGCCAGGACCUCUCCGACAUUCUGCAGGUUUUGGAGGAAUUUUAUAACAUAUUUGGUCCAGAACUAAAGGCAGUGACGGGGGACCCCAAGCGCAUCGAUGAUGUCCUAUGCAGGGUGGACGGCCUAGUCACCCCCAUGGAAAACCUAACCUUUGACCCCUUCAGCAUCAAGUCCUCCCAGUUCUGGAAAUAUGUGAUGGAUGAAUUCAAGAUUGAAGUUCUGGUUAUUGAGAAAGAAGCAAAACAUUUUAUUGAUGAAUCUUUUAAGACGCUUCGAUCUGCUGAAGCAGCAUUUGACAUGCUUUUAAAAUUUAAGCACAUUCGUUCACGGGAGGCUAUUAAUCGACAAAUGAUGAUGAAAUUUAAUGAUAUUCUUGCACAGUACUGUAAAGAGAUUGACAUCAUUAAUAAAAUCUUUGUCCAGAACCUUGAAAAUCCGCCACUAUAUAAGAAUCACCCUCCGGUAGCAGGUGCAAUAUACUGGGAACGAUCUCUGUUCUUUCGGAUUAAGCACACCAUCCUCCGAUUUCAAGAGGUACAGGAGAUACUGGACAGUGAUCGAGGACAGGAAGUCAAACAAAAAUAUUUGGAAGUGGGUAAGACAAUGAAGGAGUAUGAAGACAGAAAAUAUGAGCAGUGGAUGGAGGUGACGGAGCAGGUGCUGCCAGCCCUCAUGAAGAAGAGCCUUUUGACCAAGUCUUGCAUCGCCAUGGAGGAGCCUUCCACUUUAGAAAGGGGAGCUGUUUUUGCAAUCAACUUUUCACCUGCUCUCAGAGAGAUUAUGAAUGAAACAAAGUACUUAGAGCAGCUGGGGUUCACUGUCCCUGAAUUAGCAAGAAAUAUUGCUCUCCAGGAAGACAAAUUCCUUAGGUACACAGAGGGGAUACAGCGCAUGUUGGAUCAUUAUCACAUGCUCAUAGGAACGUUAAAUGAGGCGGAGUCUGUGCUUCUCAAUGAUCAUUCCCAGGAACUGCUCCGAGUGUUUAGGUCGGGAUAUAAGAGGUUGAACUGGAACUCACUAGGUAUUGGUGACUAUAUAACUUGUUGCAAACAGGCCAUUGGGAAAUUUGAGUCUCUCGUGCACCAGAUUCAUAAGAAUACAGAUGACAUUUCUUCCAGGCUGACAUUAAUAGAGGCCAUAAAUCUCUUUAAAUAUCCAGCCGCUAAAAGUGAGAAAGAACUCCCAGGCGUGAAGGAAUUUUUUGAACACAUUGAGCGAGAAAGGGCCAGAGACGUGGACCACAUGGUCCGGUGGUAUCUUGCCAUUGGACCACUGCUGACCAAAGUUGAGGGCCUGGUCGUCCACACCAACACAGGCAAGGCCCCCAAGCUGGCCUCCUACUACAAAUACUGGGAAAAGAAAAUUUAUGAGGUCCUGACAAAGCUCAUCCUGAAGAACUUGCAGUCUUUUAAUUCUUUGAUCCUUGGAAAUGUCCCUCUGUUCUACACUGAAACCAUUCUGACGGCGCCUGAGAUCAUCCUUCAUCCCAACACAAAUGAGAUCGACAAGAUGUGCUUCCACUGUGUCCGGAAUUGCGUGGAGAUCACCAAGCAUUUUGUUCGUUGGAUGAAUGGCAGCUGCAUAGAAUGCCCCCCUCAGAAGGGGGAGGAAGAAGAAGUUGUUAUAAUAAACUUUUACAAUGAUAUCUCUCUGAACCCUCAGAUAAUUGAACAAGCUGUUAUGAUCCCCCAAAAUGUCCACAGGAUUCUAAUCAAUCUUAUGAAGUAUCUACAAAAAUGGAAGCGGUAUCGACCUCUCUGGAAAUUGGACAAAGCUAUUGUGAUGGAGAAAUUUGCUGCCAAGAAACCUCCUUGUGUAGCAUAUGAUGAAAAGUUGCAGUUCUAUUCCAAGAUAGCCUAUGAGGUUAUGCGCCACCCUCUAAUUAAGGAUGAGCAUUGCAUCAGACUUCAGCUCGGGCAUCUGGCAAACACAGUGCAGGAAAAUGCCAAGUCCUGGGUGAUUUCGCUUGGAAAACUUCUCAAUGAGUCAGCAAAAGAGGAGCUCUAUAAUCUCCAUGAAGAGAUGGAGCACCUGGCCGAAAACCUUAGGAAGAUCCCCAAUACCCUUGAAGAUCUCAAGUUUGUCCUUGCAACAAUUGCAGAAAUUAGAAGUAAAUCUCUAGUCAUGGAACUAAGAUAUAGGGACGUCCAGGAGCGAUACCGUACCAUGGCAAUGUAUAACCUCUUUCCUCCUGAUGCAGAGAAAGAACUGGUUGAUAAGAUUGAGAGCAUGUGGUCCAAUCUGUUUAAUGAUUCAGUGAAUGUGGAGCAUGCUCUUGGGGACAUAAAGAGAACUUUCACAGAGAUUACUCGAGGCGAAAUAAUGAACUACAGAGUUCAGAUAGAGGAGUUUGCAAAGCGUUUUUACAGUGAAGGCCCUGGUUCUGUUGGUGAUGAUCUUGAUAAAGGAGUAGAGCUUUUAGGUGUUUAUGAAAGAGAGCUGGCAAGACAUGAAAAGAGCCGUCAGGAACUGGCUAACGCUGAGAAACUUUUCGAUCUUCCUAUUACGAUGUACCCAGAGCUGCUGAAAGUGCAGAAGGAAAUGAGUGGGCUGAGGAUGAUUUACGAGCUCUACGAAGGACUAAAGGUUGCGAAAGAAGAAUGGUCUCAGACCCUUUGGAUCAACCUGAAUGUGCAGAUUCUCCAGGAAGGAAUUGAAGGUUUUCUCAGGGCUCUCAGAAAGCUACCUUGGCCAGUCCGAGGCUUAUCAGUGGCCUACUACUUGGAAGCGAAAAUGAAGGCAUUCAAAGACUCGAUUCCUUUACUUCUUGACUUGAAGCACGAGGCACUAAGAGACAGGCACUGGAAAGAACUUAUGGAAAAAACAUCUGUCCUUUUUGAAAUGACCGAAACGUUCACCUUGGAAAAUAUGUUUGCUAUGGAGCUGCACAAACACACGGAUGUUCUCAAUGAGAUUGUCACAGCAGCAAUCAAGGAGGUUGCCAUUGAGAAGGCUGUGAAGGAAAUCCUAGACACGUGGGAAAAUAUGAAAUUCACUGUAGUCAAGUAUUACAAAGGCACACAGGAGCGAGGCUACAUCCUGGGUUCUGUUGAUGAAAUUAUUCAGUCUCUUGAUGACAACACUUUCAACCUGCAGAGCAUCUCAGGAAGCAGAUUUGUGGGGCCUUUUCUGCAAACUGUUCAGAAAUGGGAAAAAACGCUUUCUCUAAUAGGGGAAGUCAUUGAGAUUUGGAUGUUGGUUCAGAGAAAAUGGAUGUAUCUUGAAAGUAUUUUUAUUGGUGGAGAUAUAAGAUCACAACUCCCGGAAGAGGCAAAAAAGUUUGACAACAUCGAUAGAGUAUUUAAAAGGAUCAUGGGUGAGACCUUAAAAGACCCCGUGAUCAAGAGGUGCUGUGAAGCCCCAAACCGCCUCAGUGACCUACAGAACGUGAGCGAGGGCCUGGAGAAAUGCCAGAAAAGCCUCAACGACUACUUAGAUUCGAAGAGAAAUGCUUUCCCGAGGUUCUUCUUCAUUUCUGACGACGAGUUGCUCAGCAUUCUGGGGAGCAGCGACCCACUCUGCGUCCAGGAGCACAUGAUCAAGAUGUACGACAACAUAGCAUCACUGAGGUUUAAUGACGGCGAUAGUGGAGAAAAACUGGUGUCCGCGAUGAUUUCAGCAGAAGGAGAAGUCAUGGAGUUUCGGAAGAUCGUGCGGGCCGAAGGGCGCGUGGAGGACUGGAUGACAGCAGUUUUGAAUGAAAUGAGAAGAACUAAUAGACUAAUUACCAAAGAGGCAAUUUUUAGAUACUGUGAAGACAGAAGCAGAGUCGACUGGAUGCUCCUGUACCAAGGCAUGGUGGUGCUGGCCGCCAGCCAGGUGUGGUGGACCUGGGAGGUGGAAGACGUCUUUCACAAAGUGCAAAAAGGGGAGAAGCAGGCCAUGAAGAACUACGGCAGGAAAAUGCACCGGCAGAUCGAUGAGUUGGUAACACGCAUCACCAUGCCGCUAAGCAAAAACGACAGGAAAAAAUACAACACCGUUCUUAUCAUUGACGUGCACGCCAGAGACAUAGUUGAUUCUUUCAUAAGAGGCAGCAUCCUGGAGGCCCGAGAGUUUGAAUGGGAAAGUCAGUUGCGGUUUUAUUGGGACCGGGAGCCGGAUGAGCUGAACAUCCGCCAGUGCACGGGAACCUUUGGCUACGGCUACGAGUACAUGGGCCUGAACGGCAGGCUGGUCAUCACGCCCCUCACCGACCGGAUUUACCUGACGCUCACCCAGGCGCUGUCCAUGUAUCUGGGUGGGGCUCCCGCCGGCCCAGCAGGUACCGGCAAAACUGAGACCACCAAGGACCUGGCGAAAGCCCUGGGCUUGCUCUGCGUUGUCACCAACUGUGGCGAAGGCAUGGAUUACAAGGCCGUGGGGAAGAUUUUCUCUGGCCUAGCACAGUGCGGGUCUUGGGGCUGCUUUGAUGAGUUUAAUCGAAUCGAUGCUUCUGUGCUCUCCGUGAUCUCCUCUCAGAUCCAGACAAUCCGAAAUGCUCUGAUCCAUCAGUUAACCACGUUCCAGUUUGAAGGGCAGGAGAUUUCCCUGGACUCCCGCAUGGGCAUCUUCAUCACCAUGAACCCCGGCUACGCAGGCCGCACGGAGCUGCCCGAGUCGGUGAAGGCGCUGUUCAGGCCUGUGGUCGUGAUCGUGCCCGACCUGCAGCAGAUCUGCGAGAUCAUGCUCUUCUCCGAGGGCUUCCUGGAGGCCAAGACUCUGGCGAAAAAGAUGACGGUUCUAUAUAAGCUGGCCCGGGAGCAGCUGUCCAAGCAGUAUCACUAUGAUUUUGGACUCAGAGCCCUGAAAUCGGUGCUGGUCAUGGCUGGUGAGCUGAAGAGAGGCUCCUCUGACCUUAGGGAGGACGUGGUGCUGAUGAGGGCGCUGCGAGACAUGAACUUGCCCAAAUUUGUGUUUGAAGAUGUUCCUCUUUUCCUUGGUUUGAUUUCGGAUCUGUUUCCUGGGCUGGACUGCCCUCGCGUCCGCUACCCUGACUUCAGCGAUGCGGUAGAGCAGGUCCUGGAGGAGAACGGCUACGCGGUCCUACCCGUCCAGGUGGAUAAAGUGGUUCAGAUGUUCGAGACCAUGUUAACCCGCCACACGACGAUGGUCGUGGGACCCACCAGAGGGGGCAAGUCCGUCGUCAUUAACACCCUGUGUCAGGCCCAGACCAAGCUUGGGCUGAUGACAAAGUUGUACAUCCUGAACCCCAAAGCCGUGAGUGUCAUAGAACUCUAUGGCAUCCUGGACCCAACCACCCGAGACUGGACAGAUGGGGUGUUGUCAAACAUCUUCAGGGAAAUCAACAAGCCAACGGACAAGAAGGAGCGAAAGUAUAUUUUAUUUGAUGGUGAUGUGGAUGCUCUAUGGGUGGAAAACAUGAAUUCUGUGAUGGAUGACAACAGGUUGUUGACAUUGGCCAACGGGGAACGCAUCCGGCUCCAAGCACACUGUGCCCUGCUCUUUGAGGUUGGAGAUUUACAGUAUGCCUCCCCUGCAACUGUCUCUCGAUGUGGAAUGGUUUAUGUGGAUCCUAAAAACUUGAAGUAUCGACCAUACUGGAAAAAAUGGGUUAAUCAAAUACCAAACAAGGCGGAGCAAUACAAUUUGAAUAGUCUCUUUGAGAAAUAUGUGCCCUAUCUCAUCGAUGUGAUAGUGGAAGGGAUAGUGGAUGGAAGACAAGCAGAGAAGCUGAAGACAAUAGUUCCUCAGACAGACCUCAAUAUGGUAACCCAGUUAGCCAAGAUGCUGGAUGCGUUACUAGAAGGAGAAAUAGAAGACCUCGACCUGCUGGAGUGCUACUUCCUGGAGGCCCUGUACUGCUCUCUGGGAGCCUCCCUGCUUGAGGAUGGAAGGAUGAAAUUUGAUGAAUAUAUCAAACGUCUUGCUUCUUUGUCUACUGUUGACACAGAAGGAGUUUGGGCCAACCCUGGGGAACUGCCAGGUCAACUUCCAACCUUGUAUGACUUUCAUUUUGAUAACAAACGGAAUCAAUGGGUCCCAUGGAGUAAGUUAGUUCCAGAGUAUAUUCAUGCCCCCGAGAGGAAAUUUAUCGACAUCCUGGUUCACACAGUGGAUACCACUCGGACUACCUGGAUAUUGGAACAAAUGGUUAAAAUUAAGCAACCUGUUAUUUUUGUUGGUGAAUCUGGCACUUCUAAGACAGCCACUACCCAGAAUUUCCUCAAAAAUCUGAGUGAAGAAACUAACAUUGUGUUAAUGGUCAACUUCUCCUCCCGCACCACGUCCAUGGAUAUCCAAAGAAAUUUAGAAGCAAAUGUGGAAAAGCGAACCAAAGAUACUUACGGCCCGCCCAUGGGAAAACGCCUGCUGGUGUUCAUGGAUGACAUGAAUAUGCCAAGGGUGGAUGAAUACGGCACGCAGCAGCCAAUUGCCUUGCUGAAGCUGCUGUUGGAAAAAGGCUACUUAUAUGACCGUGGCAAGGAGCUGAACUGUAAAAGCAUUCGAGACCUUGGGUUUAUUGCUGCAAUGGGAAAGGCUGGAGGAGGCCGUAAUGAAGUUGACCCAAGAUUUAUUUCACUAUUCAGCGUCUUCAACGUGCCAUUUCCUUCAGAGGAGUCUCUGCAUUUAAUUUAUUCCUCCAUCCUGAAAGGCCAUACCUCGACGUUUCAUGAGAGCAUUGUGGCUGUGAGUGGCAAGCUGACAUUCUGCACGCUAGCACUUUACAAAAAUAUUGUGCAAGACCUACCUCCCACUCCAUCAAAGUUCCAUUACAUCUUCAACCUUCGAGAUCUCUCACGGGUUUUUAAUGGUCUUGUCCUCACUAAUCCGGAGCGAUUCCAGACGGUGGCCCAGAUGGUGAGAGUCUGGAGGAAUGAGUGUCUGAGAGUCUUCCACGACCGGCUGAUCAGUGAAACAGACAAGCAGCUGGUACAACAGCACAUAGGCGGCUUGGUUACGGAACAUUUUAACGAUGACGUGGAGGUGGUGAUGAGGGAUCCCAUAUUGUUUGGAGACUUCCGGAUGGCUCUGCACGAAGGAGAACCACGCAUUUAUGAAGACAUCCAGGACUACGAGGCGGCCAAGGCUCUGUUCCAGGAAAUUCUUGAAGAGUAUAAUGAAAGCAACACUAAAAUGAACUUGGUUCUCUUUGAUGACGCACUGGAGCAUUUAACCCGGGUGCACCGUAUCAUCCGCAUGGACCGUGGCCAUGCCCUGCUGGUCGGGGUAGGGGGCUCAGGGAAGCAGUCUCUUUCGAGGCUGGCUGCCUUCACAGCCGGCUGUGAGGUAUUUGAGAUUCUGCUGAGCCGAGGCUACUCGGAGAACAAUUUCCGGGAAGACCUGAAGAGCCUCUAUUUGAAACUUGGGAUUGAGAACAAAGCGAUGAUCUUUCUGUUCACGGAUGCCCAUGUGGCUGAGGAGGGCUUCCUGGAGCUCAUCAACAACAUGCUGACCUCAGGAAUUGUACCUGCGCUUUUCGCUGAAGAGGAGAAGGAGUCUGUCCUGAGUCAGAUUGGACAGGAAGCUCUGAAGCAAGGCAUGGGGCCGGCCAAGGAGUCCGUGUGGCAGUACUUCGUGAACAAAAGUGCAAAUAACCUGCACGUUGUCCUGGGCAUGUCGCCAGUGGGGGACACCCUGAGGACCUGGUGCAGAAACUUCCCAGGUAUGGUAAAUAACACUGGUAUUGACUGGUUCAUGCCCUGGCCUCCCCAAGCCCUCCACGCGGUCGCAAAGUCCUUUCUAGGGUAUAAUCCGAUGAUCCCGGCAGAAAAUAUAGAAAAUGUGGUGAAGCAUGUUGUUUUGGUUCACGAAUCCGUGGGCCACUACAGCAAACAGUUUCUACAGAAAUUGAGGCGCAGCAACUAUGUCACUCCCAAGAACUACCUUGAUUUUAUUAACACCUAUUCAAAAUUGCUGGAUGAGAAAACUCAGUAUAAUAUAGCUCAGUGUAAGCGUCUGGACGGGGGACUGGACAAGCUGAAGGAGGCCACCAUCCAGCUGGACGAGCUGAACCAGAAGCUGGCCGAGCAGAAGAUCGUACUGGCCGAGAAGUCCGCUGCCUGCGAGGCCUUGCUGGAGGAGAUCGCCGUCAACACCGCUGUAGCCGAGGAGAAGAAGAAACUGGCGGAGGAAAAGGCCAUGGAGAUAGAGGAGCAGAACAAGGUCAUUGCCAUGGAGAAGGCCGAGGCCGAGACGACCCUGGAGGAGGUCAUGCCCAUCCUGGAGGCUGCCAAGCUGGAGCUGCAGAAGCUGGACAAGUCGGACGUGACUGAGAUUAGGUCGUUUGCUAAGCCCCCGAAGCAGGUGCAGACGGUCUGCGAAUGCAUCCUCAUCAUGAAAGGGUAUAAAGAGCUCAACUGGAAAACCGCCAAGGGCAUGAUGUCCGACCCGAAUUUCCUGAGGUCUCUGAUGGAGAUUGAUUUUGAUUCGAUUACCCAGAGCCAAGUGAAAAACAUCAAAGGCCUCUUGAAGACUCUUAAUACCACAAAUGAAGAAAUGGAAGCUGUCAGCAAAGCCGGGCUGGGGAUGCUGAAAUUUGUCGAAGCUGUAAUGGGCUACUGUGAUGUUUUCAGAGAAAUCAAGCCUAAAAGAGAGAAGGUGGCCAGGCUGGAGCGGAAUUUUUACCUCACUAAACGGGAACUGGAAAGGAUCCAGAAUGAGUUGGCAGCAAUUCAGAAAGAGAUGGAAACAUUGGGUGCCAAAUAUGAGGCCGCCAUACUGGAAAAGCAGAAGCUGCAGGAAGAAGCCGAGAUCAUGGAGAGGCGGCUGAUUGCUGCAGACAAACUCAUCUCGGGUCUGGGGUUGGAAAACAUCAGGUGGCUGAACGACCUGGAUGAGCUGAUGCACCGGCGCGUGAAGCUGCUGGGGGACUGCCUGCUCUGCGCGGCUUUCCUGAGCUACGAGGGAGCCUUCACCUGGGAGUUCCGUGACGAGAUGGUCAACCAGAUUUGGCAAAACGACAUCCUGGAACGGGAGAUCCCCCUGAGCCAGCCUUUCCGGCUGGAAAGCCUGCUCACAGACGAUGUUGAGAUCAGCAGAUGGGGAUCCCAGGGCCUUCCCCCCGAUGAGCUCUCCAUUCAGAAUGGCAUCCUCACCACCCGGGCCAGCCGCUUCCCUCUCUGUAUCGACCCCCAGCAGCAGGCCCUCAACUGGAUCAAGAGAAAAGAGGAGAAGAACAAUCUGCGGGUCGCUUCCUUUCACGACCCUGACUUCCUCAAGCAGCUGGAGAUGUCCAUAAAGUACGGGACCCCUUUCCUGUUCCGCGAUGUUGAUGAAUACAUCGAUCCUGUGAUUGAUAACGUCUUAGAAAAAAAUAUAAAAAUCUCCCAAGGACGGCAGUUUAUUAUCCUGGGAGACAAGGAAGUUGACUAUGAUUCAAAUUUCAGACUGUACCUAAACACCAAGCUGGCCAAUCCCAGAUAUUCCCCAUCCGUGUUUGGGAAAGCUAUGGUGAUCAAUUACACUGUCACGCUGAAGGGCCUGGAGGACCAGCUGCUGAGCGUGCUGGUGGCUUACGAGAGGCGGGAGCUGGAGGAGCAGCGGGAGCACCUCAUCCAGGAGACCAGCGAGAACAAGAACCUGCUCAAGGACCUGGAAGAUUCCCUCCUUCGGGAGCUGGCCACGUCCACCGGGAACAUGCUGGACAACGUGGACCUGGUGCACACCCUGGAGGAGACCAAAUCCAAGGCAACAGAGGUCUCAGAGAAACUCAAGCUGGCAGAGAAGACAGCCUUGGACAUCGACAGGCUGCGGGAUGGCUACCGGCCAGCAGCCAGGAGGGGGGCCAUCCUGUUCUUUGUCCUGUCUGAGAUGGCCCUGGUGAACUCCAUGUACCAGUACUCCCUGAUUGCCUUCUUAGAGGUCUUCGGGCUGUCACUGAAGAAGUCGCUGCCUGAUUCCAUUCUCAUGAAACGCCUGAGGAACAUCAUGGACACGCUGACCUUCAACAUCUAUAACUACGGCUGCACAGGGCUGUUUGAGAGGCACAAGCUACUCUUUUCUUUUAAUAUGACCAUCAAGAUAGAACAAGCAGAAGGGAGAGUCCCUCAAGAAGAAUUAGAUUUCUUUUUAAAAGGAAACAUUUCCCUGGAGAAAAGCAAAAGAAAAAAGCCCUGCGCUUGGUUGUCUGACCAAGGAUGGGAAGAUAUCAUUCUUUUAUCAGAAAUGUUUUCAGACAACUUUGGACAACUUCCUGAUGAUGUUGAGAAUAAUCAGACUAUCUGGCAGGAGUGGUAUGACCUGGAUUCACUGGAGCAGUUUCCGUUCCCCUUGGGUUACGAUAACAACAUCACACCUUUCCAGAAGUUGCUUAUUUUGCGCUGUUUCCGCGUGGAUCGGGUCUAUCGGGCAGUGACUGACUAUGUGACUGUAACAAUGGGAGAGAAGUAUGUGCAGCCCCCAAUGAUCAGCUUUGAAGCUAUUUUUGAGCAGAGCACUCCAAAUUCGCCCAUUGUGUUUAUCCUGAGUCCUGGCUCUGACCCUGCCAGUGAUCUUAUGAAAUUAGCAGAGCGAAGUGGUUUUGGAGGAAAUCGCCUCAAAUUCCUUGCAAUGGGUCAAGGUCAAGAAAAGGUGGCCCUGCAGCUGCUGGAGACGGCGGUGGCUCGGGGGCAGUGGCUGAUGCUGCAGAACUGCCACCUCCUGGUCAAGUGGCUGAAAGAUCUGGAGAAGUCCCUGGAGAGGAUCACCAAGCCCCACCCCGACUUCCGCCUGUGGCUCACCACGGACCCCACCAAGGGCUUCCCCAUUGGGAUUCUGCAGAAGUCCCUAAAGGUUGUCACCGAGCCGCCCAAUGGGCUGAAACUCAACAUGAGGGCAACUUACUUCAAGAUCUCUCACGAAAUGCUGGACCAGUGCCCGCACCCUGCCUUCAAGCCUCUGGUCUACGUGCUGGCGUUCUUUCAUGCUGUGGUGCAGGAGAGAAGGAAGUUCGGGAAGAUUGGCUGGAACGUGUACUAUGACUUCAAUGAGUCUGACUUCCAGGUCUGCAUGGAAAUUCUGAACACGUACUUAACGAAAGCCUUCCAGCAACGGGACCCGAGGAUCCCGUGGGGCAGCCUCAAGUACCUAAUCGGAGAGGUCAUGUAUGGAGGACGGGCCAUUGACAGCUUUGAUCGCCGCAUCCUGACCAUCUACAUGGAUGAGUACCUGGGGGACUUCAUUUUUGAUACUUUCCAGCCAUUCCACUUCUUCCGGAACAAGAAAGUGGACUACAAAAUCCCUGUUGGUGAUGAAAAGGAGAAAUUUGUUGAAGCCAUCGAGGCCCUCCCGCUUGCCAACACGCCAGAAGUGUUUGGUCUCCACCCCAACGCUGAGAUUGGCUAUUACACGCAGGCGGCUCGAGACAUGUGGGCUCACCUGCUGGAGCUGCAGCCUCAGACAGGGGAAUCCAGCAGUGGUAUCAGCCGCGAUGAUUAUAUUGGCCAAGUGGCCAAAGACAUAGAAAACAAGAUGCCCAAAGUCUUUGACUUGGACCAGGUGAGGAAGCGCCUCGGAACAGAAAUCUCCCCGACUUCGGUGGUGCUCCUGCAGGAGCUGGAACGCUUCAACAAGCUUGUGGUCCGGAUGACCAAGUCUCUAGCUGAACUUCAAAGGGCCUUGGCUGGAGAAGUUGGAAUGAGCAAUGAGUUAGACGAUGUGGCCAGGUCUCUUCUUAUCGGGCAUAUCCCUAAUAUCUGGAGAAGGCUUGCUCCUGACACCUUAAAGUCCCUUGGAAACUGGAUGGUCUACUUCCUGCGGCGGUUCAGCCAGUACAUGUUGUGGGUGACCGAGAGCGAGCCCAGCGUGAUGUGGCUCUCGGGGCUGCACAUCCCUGAGUCCUACCUCACGGCGCUGGUGCAGGCCACCUGCCGGAAGAACGGCUGGCCGCUGGACCGCUCCACCUUGUUCACACAAGUGACCAAGUUCCGGGAUGCAGAUGAAGUGAAUGAGCGGGCGGGACAAGGAUGCUUUGUCUCGGGACUGUACCUGGAAGGUGCUGACUGGGAUAUAGAAAAAGGAUGUCUUAUCAAGAGCAAACCCAAGGUGCUGGUUGUGGACCUGCCGAUCCUGAAGAUCAUCCCCAUUGAAGUGCAUCGCCUCAAGCUGCAGAAUACCUUCCGGACCCCUGUCUACACCACCUCCAUGAGAAGGAACGCCAUGGGAGUCGGCUUGGUUUUUGAAGCUGAUCUCUUUACCACGAGGCACAUUUCUCACUGGGUGCUGCAAGGAGUAUGCCUCACCCUGAAUUCUGAUUAACCUUUGGGUGGAGAAAACUGCUUAAUGAAUUCGGAGCCUGGGGUGGUUGGGAAGAGUGAUCAGGUCUGCUGUCAUUUCUUGGGGCCUCUCAAGAGGCAGGAGGGGGACUGACACUGAUUUUUCAUUUGAAAUCAGCCAUUUAAAGCUCUUUCCAUACAAAUUAACCUGAAUGGUUUGGUUUUUGAUACUUUUUAAAAGGAAUUUAUAUAAUCAAAAAGUAAAUAUUGGAGAGUAUUUUAAGAUGUGUGGAGUUUUCUUUUCCUUCUCAGAGAAAACACUUGAUUAGGCAAAAGUGCCUGGCAUACAUAGCAUUGGCACAAGUGAGAAUCCUAAUGUAAUUUCCAAAGGUGUGUUUUUGAUGAUCCAGGUCUGUUUCAGCAGAUGCUCCUUUUUGGCAAGAAGGGCUGAUGAUGUCGGGCACAAAGCAGAAGUGGCCAGUCACCUGGAGCCACUUCUCCCCCUUCUAGAACUCUCUGGCCCUAGCUUCUUUGGCUCUGACCUGCUACAGCGACUGUGAGGUUGUUGAGCUUAGUGUUUAGUUCCUGCAUGAGCUUCUACCCCUAGCCUGCCUGGGUCUGUGUGGGGUCAAGUGAGGACAUAGAACCUCCAGGACCAGUGGUCACUGGGCACCCCUUCCCUCUGUGCACCACGAGGCUGGCCUGGAG
This is a messenger RNA of Nomascus leucogenys (northern white-cheeked gibbon), 14465 nucleotides long. RefSeq names its product dynein axonemal heavy chain 10 (gene DNAH10). Gene Ontology annotation, cellular component: dynein complex. Gene Ontology annotation, molecular function: dynein light intermediate chain binding; dynein intermediate chain binding; ATP hydrolysis activity. Lineage: Eukaryota; Metazoa; Chordata; Mammalia; Primates; Hylobatidae. The record is from RefSeq and is a predicted model, not a curated record. Gene Ontology annotation, biological process: microtubule-based movement.